AUGUCUUCCAUGAACGAUGAUACUACCUUCUCGAGCGGAGCCAAAGAGGAGGACCGUUCAACGCAGGUUGACCUCGCAGACAAGCAACAGAAACAAACAACGGUCGUGAGACGACUGAAACAACACCUGACAAGCCAUGUUGAAGUCAACAUCCUCGCCGAGACCGAACUCCUGAUCCUCACCUUCUGUACGGGAAUGCAAGACGCAACGACCUUCCCAGACUAUCAUUGCUUUGCUUCGAACCAGACGGGGAACACGGUCAUGCUCGCGAUGGCUAUUAUCCUCCCCAACUUGACCGGCGAAUUGUUCAUUCCGGAAAACAUUGGGGUUGCUUUGGGUUUCUUUCUGGCCGCAGGCUGGAUAACAGGUCAACUCGGUCACAUUGUUGGGCCCCGAUCUCGUCUUUGGAUCGUGUUUUGCAACUUGAUACAGAGUAUGCUUGUCUUCAUGGCAGCUGCGAUUCAAUACGCCUAUGGUAUUGAACUGAAAGGCGCAAAAACCAUGGUGGUCAUCGGCUUGCUGGCCUUCGCGGCAGGCAGUCAAGUCGUCCUAUCAAGAGCCUUGGCAAUCACUGAAAUCAGCACAGCAAUGGCGACGGCGGCAUGGGUUGAUCUGUUGAUUGACCCUCGUCUGUUUGCGGCAAAGAACCGCCCUCGGAACCGUCGAGUGAGCUUUCUUGCGGCCCUUGUGGCCGGGGCUUUCUUUGGCGCAGGUAUAUACAAGGGCAUAGGCCCGGCAACCUCGGUCUUGUUUUCAGCAAUCGGCAAACUUAUAGUGACCCUCAUGUUCUUACUCAACAAAGCAGAGAAGGCACCGGAGCCCAGAAGCAAUGUGUGA
Fonsecaea multimorphosa CBS 102226 is the source of this 837-nucleotide messenger RNA. RefSeq lists its product as uncharacterized. The transcript has a single exon. NCBI's taxonomy places the organism in Eukaryota, Fungi, Ascomycota, Eurotiomycetes, Chaetothyriales, Herpotrichiellaceae. Bases 1 to 837 code for a protein of 278 amino acids. The record is from RefSeq and is a predicted model, not a curated record.